Molecule: messenger RNA, 687 nt
Organism: Entamoeba invadens IP1
Lineage: Eukaryota; Evosea; Mastigamoebida; Endamoebidae
Product: phosphopantetheine adenylyltransferase, putative
Exons: 1
Coding region: 1-687 (228 amino acids)
Biological process (GO): biosynthetic process
Molecular function (GO): catalytic activity
Source: RefSeq, a predicted model, not a curated record
AUGGAAAUCGAUAUCGACUCACUUACGAAAAAACUUUUACAAAACGACUUGCAGCCACACAUUCCUAAAGACAUCACAGAAGCAAUCAUCAUCAAACUUGUAACCAAAGAAAAUACAAUCCCACAUAAGAAAUAUACUGAAAGUCUCACUUUUGUUUACCAAUUUUUGCUUGAGCUAAACCCAAAGUACUCCACUACACAAGUCAUUGCAAUCCCAACAAAACCAAUUUAUCCAUUAUACAAAAAAGUUGGAAUGGGAGGGACGUUCGACCGUCUUCACUGUGGACAUUACAGUCUUUUGCAGUCUGGACUCUUUUCCAGUAGCUCAAUUUUCGAAAUCGGCAUUUCUGGCGAUGCGCUUCUUGUCCACAAAGCCGGCCGCGACAAGAUCUUUACAUUCGAAAAACGACGAAACCAACUUGAAAACUUUGUUUUGAAAAUUCAAAGUGUUGUUCCAAACGUUGCAAAAGUCAGUUUGUGCGAAAUUGACACACCAGCAGGAACUGUCACAACAGACACGGCUCUUGAGGCAGUUGUUGUUAGUCCGGAGACGCUUUCUUCACUUACACAAGUCAAUGUCGAGAGGGUCAACAGUGGGAUGAAAAGCAUUGAACCUAUCAUCAUCGGGCUGAUUUGCUGUGGAGACGCUAAGGUGUCCUCUUCCACUAUUCGAAACUCUGAGAAGUAG